Messenger RNA from Cheilinus undulatus (humphead wrasse), 9660 nucleotides. RefSeq names its product rho/rac guanine nucleotide exchange factor (GEF) 18b (gene arhgef18b). The transcript has 32 exons. Gene Ontology annotation, biological process: small GTPase-mediated signal transduction. The coding region runs from base 46 to 5139 and encodes 1697 amino acids. Gene Ontology annotation, molecular function: guanyl-nucleotide exchange factor activity. Lineage: Eukaryota; Metazoa; Chordata; Actinopteri; Labriformes; Labridae. The record is from RefSeq and is a predicted model, not a curated record.
GCUCUAGUCUCAGCUGGCCUCCCUCCUCUGCGCUGCUUUGCUGGUAUGGCUGAAUCUCCUCUUAACCACUCCUGGCCAUCUUUCUCCAAACUCUGGAUGAAGAGAUGGUCGUUCAAGAGAGCAUCUGAGUGCAAACCAUGUAGUCAGCCCUGUGGUUCUGGUUCUCCUGGGACUCAACAAGGUGUCCCGCGUCCCAGUGGGACAGGGUCUUCUUCAUCACUUUCACCCGCCUCAAUACCUGAGGAUGUCUUCUUUGGUAGGAAUAAUGACCAGGAUACAUGUUCAGUAGUCAGUGACUACGACUGCCCCUUUGCAGAGGUGAACAACAGUUUGGAGGACCUGCUGGGCCUCAGCUCUUCUCUACAAGACUCUGAAUACUUUAAAGACCUAGAGGGAGGGAUACCAGCUUCACAGCCAGCUUCACCACCUGCUGCAGCCACAGUAACCACAGUGCCACAAGGCCAACCUCUCACUGUUGACCUACAGGUGUCUUCAGACACAGACAGUUCUGCUGUCAACCAUACUGUACAGACUCCUUUGACCACACAUGUUCCUCAGGGAAAUGAACCACCGUACACCACUUAUACACACCAAGUGGAGGAUCUCCAGCACAACUUUGUUGUCACUCAGCUAAGUCCUGAAUUACUGCCAGGCUGCAUCAUUGACAGUGGUAACUCCUCAGGCCCUGCAGUGGGACUUAAUUUGACGAUAAAUCUGAAUGGACUAUUGGGGUCAAUGGAGACUGAAAAAACAAAAACAGAACUGGAGGAAAUUAAGGAUGAACCCGCUAUGGAUUUUGGUGGAGAACCAGACCUUGACAGCUUUCCUAUUCUGGUCCGAUCCAUGUCAACAUCUCGGAGGCACAGCUGGGGUGUCCCUGUGUCCCCGAUUAACCUGGGGAGGAGACUGAGUUUGGACACCAUGAACAUGGACAGCGAUGGAGAGAGGGAUGAUAAUGAAGAGGGACAGAAGAGCCUCUUCCAGGCAAGCCAGCAGGAGACAUUCAACUGUACAGCAUGUCCUGAAGAUGAGAUGGAUGGCCCCAGACAGAGGGUCCCCUGUUCCAGAGCCAGGGCCAGUUGCAUGCCUGGCAGGCAUCUGUACUCGCGUUCGGAAAUUCUUGCCACAGACGAAUGUUCCCGUGCUGCACACAUUUCUCGAGUCGUCCAGACCUCCAAACAAGCCGCCAGGGCAGCAGGAGCAGAGGAGUUUGACCCAGAGGAAAACCUUCAUUCUACCGAGGGACAAAGCCAUAUGCUGAUGGUACAGAAAGUUCUGCAGGAGCUAAAGCUGUACCAUGGAGCAAAGCAGAGGAACAGCAGAUCAGAAACCAAAGAUUCAGGAAAUGUCACCUGGUAUGAGUUCCUCUCUAAUGAAAACGAGGAAGAGGAGGAUCGCAUAGAGAAGGUGGAGAAAGGCACAAAGGUGAAGAGGACGCUCAGCUCCCUGAGGAACCGCAUGACUGGCUCCUUUAAUAAAGAUAAGGGUAAGAACAGAGAAAAAGAGCAGUCAAAAGAAAAAGGGAAGGAAAAGGAGAGAGAGACCAAAGACAAAAUGUGCAGCAGUAACAGCCAUUUUUUGGUACCGGGUGCUUUCUCCAGCUGUGCCACCUGCUCACUGUGCAGCAAGACCCUGCAGAAAAAGCAUGGCCUGCAGUGCAUGAAUUGUGCUGUGAACGUUCACAAGAGCUGCAAAUCUCUGCUGGGGGAGUGCACCAGCAGCAAGAAUAAGAGAGAGACUCUGCCAAGAGGUGGCUCAUCAGGAUCUCCAAACCUUGCGCUGAAAGACCGUGACAGAGACCGGGAGCAGCCAGGCGUAGCCUCGUCACAGGCCCUGAAUGGCCACCCAGGUGUUCUCAGCGCCCCAGGCAUGACCAUUAGUCAGUGGGGACCAAGCACUCAGCCGACUGCUGCCCAUAACACCACCUCCUCCGCAGCCCUUUCCUCCAGCCUUGGCCACAGCCUCCGUCACCACAACAGCUCAGGAUCCCUCCCCGGGGAGAUGGAUGAGACAGAUGCUCUCCGCUCAAAACGUUGUAAUGAAGACGCCAUUUCCCUUGCUCCCUCCACCACCGAGUCUAUUAUUGUUGAAGAUGCUCAUUAUACAGCAGUGCGGGCUGAUCUGGAGUCUGAUGCUCUGGACCUGGAGGCAGAGUCAUGGAGUUUGGCAGUUGACCAGCAGUAUAUGAAGAAGCACUCUAAAGAAAUGGUGAAAAGACAGGAUGUGAUAUAUGAGCUGAUGCAGACAGAGAUGCACCAUGUGCGAACGUUAAAGAUAAUGCAGCGUGUGUACGUCCGAGAACUGAAGGAAAACCUCCAGUUGGACUCUGGUAGGCUGGAGUGUCUGUUCCCCCGCUUGGAAAGUCUCCUCGAGCUUCACACACAUUUCCUGUCACGUCUCAAAGAGCGACAACGAGAAAACCUCGUCUCACCAAACGAGAGAAACUACACCAUCAACAGAGUGGCAGACAUUCUGAUUGCACAGUUCUCAGGUGAAGUAGGAGAAAGGAUGAAGGACAGCUAUGGAGAUUUCUGCAGUCACCACACUGAAGCUGUCAGCUACUACAAAGAGCAGCUACAAAACAACAAAAAGUUCCAAAACAUCAUACGAAAAAUAAACAACUUGUCCAUUGUGCGGAGGUUAGGAGUGACUGAGUGUAUUCUGUUGGUGACGCAGCGCAUAACCAAGUACCCAGUACUAGUGGAGCGCAUUCUGCUUAACACUGAAGCUGGUACAGAGGAGCACGAGGAUCUGAUUCGGGCGUUAUGUCUGAUCAAAGACACCAUCGUUCAGGUUGACGCACUGGUUAAUCUUCAUGAGAAGAAUUCUCGUCUCCGAGAAAUACACAACAAGAUGGAGCCAAAGGCACUAGGAAAAAUCAAAGAUGGCCGAGUGUUCCGCAGGGAGGACCUGGCACAGGGCCGGAGACGGCUUCUGCAUGACGGCACAGUCAACUGGAAAGCUGCUUCAGGCAGACUCAAAGAUAUUCUUGCGGUGCUUCUGUCAGAUGUUUUAAUCUUGUUGCAAGAAAAGGAUCAGAGAUAUGUAUUUGCUACAGUUGAUAACAAGCCAUCAGUGAUCUCUCUUCAGAAGCUGAUUGUCAGGGAAGUGGCCCAUGAGGAGAAAGCCAUGUUUCUUAUCUGUGCCUCCUCAAACGAACCAGAGAUGUAUGAGAUCCACACCACCUCUAAAGAGGAGCGGAACAGUUGGAUGACGCAAAUACGGCAAGCUGUUGAGAGUUGUCCUCACACUGAAGAGAGGCUGUUCAGUGAGCAGGAAGAGGCACGAGCUUCCAGAUUGAAAGAAUUUCAAGAGCGGCUUAGCCAAAAGGAUGCAGUGAUUGUCCAGGCUCUCACUGAGAAGCUUCAGCUGUUUGCUGAUAUGGCUGAGUCUGUGGCAGGUUUAGAGGACACAGCUUCACGCUCCAGACUCCUGCUUAGAGGAGAUGCCUCAGAUCUCCAGCAGGGGGAGACCUUGCUCAAAGGAGCUAUCACUGAGGUUGAAAACCUCCAGAACCUGCUGCAGUCUGGUGUGAGGGAAGGGUCCCCAACCCCCCGUCUGGAUGAAGGGAGCGGCUCUGGGGUUCUGCCCAGGAGAGCGGACACAUUUGGGGGCUAUGACAGCAGUCCCACCAUCCUCAGUAAGAAUGGCAGCUUGAAGAAGAACUUUUCUGGCGAGUCCAGAAACAGAGAGAGAAGCCAGAGAGCCAGCUCUGACCCUCAGCUCAAAGACCUUUGUGGCAGCCACACCCUGGAGCAGACGGUUGAUGAAACUUGCUGCUCUCCUGCCAGAUGGAAUCACAUCUGGUCCAACUCCUUCCCUGAGGCUGAGUUCUUUGACAGAGUGCUGAUGCUCUCCCAAAGGCUCUAUAGUCUACAGGCAAUAAUAUCACAGCAGGACAGCCACAUUGAGCUUCAGCGGGCUUCGUUAACCGAGCGGGCCUCCCUGCCUGGCCGCCACAGAGGAAACGUACUUCUGGAGCAGGAGAAACAGCGGACUCUGGCCCUGCAGAGAGAAGAGCUGGCUAGCUUCCAUAAGCUGCAGUCUCAGCACCGGCAGGAGCAGCAACGCUGGGAGAGAGAGAGAGAGAGGCACCGGCAGCAAGUGGAGGCCACGGAAGCCAGACUCCGACAGAGGGAGGAGGAGUGCAGGCGGCUGGAGGAGCAUCUGGCAGAAGAAAGGAGGGAGCUGGAGAGUCAGAGGGAGACAUACCAGCAGGACCUGGAGAGACUGAGAGAGUCCACCAGAGCUGUGGAGAAAGAGAAGGAACGCCUGGAACACCAGAAGAAGAUCAAGAGGAAGACUAUUGAGGUGGCUCCGCUCUCUGGCAGUCUAAAUGGGGAGCUCCUCAUGUCCUCUGGUCUUGCCUCUUCCACUAGCGUCUCAGACCUGCCUCUUCCACAGAAGCCGCUGGUGCGUGCCAGCCUUUCUGUGGCACCAGCUGACUACCCAGAGCGCCCUGAGGUGAUGUUGCGCAGGGAUGGGAGCUCCUCCACCCUGCCACUGAAGACAGAGGUACCACUCCAUCUCUUUAGCACCACCAACCAGCUGCAUAAACCAGUGGGGGUGCAGCAGCAGAUCCCCACCAAGCUGGCAGCCUUCAGCAGCGGAAAAGGAAAAGGAGGAAAGAUUGGCAAAGCCUCUCAUCGCACUGACAGCACUGCCUCAGUGGAUAUGAAGCAGAUGCUGCCGCUAAAGCUGUCCACCAGAGAUGACAACACUCUGAAGGCCAAGCGCUCCAUCAGCCCCCAUCAGCAGCCGCCUCUGUCAGCCCCUCCUCAGCCUCACUCUCUCCUUCACUUCACAGAUCAACUCAGUCCUCCAGACAGCGCUGGACCAGACACCCUUUUCACCUCCUCCAUCAGCUCGUCCUUCCCUUCAAAUGUUCAGAAGCUCCCUUUACCCCCCACACAGCCCCACCCUCAGCCCUCUGUGCAGCCUCCCAGCAUCCCUUCGCCCCACUCCCAGAGCACCGGGUCCCUCCAGUUCCAGAACAAUCUGCAGCCACAGGGCCUCGGUCCAAACAGCCAGGCUCACAUCCAGGGGAACAUUCAUGGGCUCACCCACAGCCACAGCAUGCCGCCACCCUAUAAGAUCAACACAGAGGACCUCAACAAGGAGGACGUCAUCUUCUUCUAAAUCUCUGAUGAACCAGUCAGCACCAAAAUGAAAGAGUUAGGGGUCUUUGCUGCUUCAAGAGUGUCCUUUUUCAAGGAGUUCUUACCAGGGAUCAUAUGAUGUUGAUGGUUCAUCAGUGUCUGCAGGUGCAGAGAUGUUGAAACUUAAAAUUUAUAAUAUUGGUACCUAGUUGCAGCAAUCCACAAAAGAGCACAAAGCCUCAGACAGGGACUUUUUUGGAAAAGAAUAAUUGUUGAUCAAGAAAUAUAACAUUUCUAUUUAAACAUCUUUGUUUUUAACCUGCCUCAGCGUUUACCAUUAUCUGAAAAUACAACAAGUAAGAAGAGGAAACCUUUGGCAAAACAGUGGCGUCAUGAGGGUGGUUGAAAAGUUUCAAGCUAACCUUUAUCAAUCCAAAGAUGUUAGCCAUGAAGACUGAAGAGUAGAUGUCUUAGGAUCAAAAUGAAGGGGAGUUUUCAAUUAUGUUAAGGUCACACGAAAAGUGAAAGGCUCAUGUGGGCCCUUGGCAUCACUUUACUCUUGACCUGCAACCAUGAGAGAUGAUUCAACAGCAGCCCAGAAAAAAUCUAAAUCUUCACAUAGUGACGCUCUGCUUGGUGUUUCAUUUGCACAGUGUAAAUACUUCUAAGCUUAUGACUAAACUUUUAUGGACUAAAUGUGUGCUUCUUGAUCAUACUUAUGUUACAGAAGGCUGGAUAGGAGGAAUACAUUUCACUGGGAAAUGUGACUGAGCAGCACAAUAGAAACAUUUUUAUACAGGCUGUUACGAUGAUAAAUUUCAAGUAAGGGAAUUGCUCUAAGUCUUUACAAUCCCUCUACUAUCUCAAGUGAUAAAUCUUUGAGAAACAUAUCGAUUGCUGUUUUAGUGAAACUAUUGUACUGUACAAUUCAUGACAUUUCAUGCUGUUGAUUAUUUUGAUCAGAUAUUUUAACAUUUCACAACUUCAGCAGACGAGAUAAAAGUUGGGCUAAAAACUUAAAAAAAUUUAUAUAUAAUGUUUUUUUUAUUCAGAGUUGAUUUGGACUUGAAAUUUCACAAUCAUUUAUAGUAUUAAAACAAAUCAAAUCAUUUAAGUUCUGAUUUAUAAACAUAUGAGAUCGUGCAGAUGAUGACUGCAUACUUCAACGUGCAGAUAAGAGAACAGUGUUUAACUGUUGAUUUGAAUAUUGGUGUUUGUUACCCAGAUGGAAAAUGCUGUGGAUCCUAGAGGGGUCAGGCUGUAGAUCGUACAUUUCUGACUGCCACUUUCACAGACCGUUCAUCUGAGACGCUGUAUAUCUCAGAAAGAAAGUGCCGUUGUUUGCCGUUACAACACAUUUCCACUUUGAGAUUUUUCUAAAAAUUUAACUUUAUUCAUAAACAAAGUCUGGCAGUAACAUUCAUGAAAUAACCCCAUGGCAAACAUUACAGACUAGCGACAUUUCAUGGAUAAAACAGAGGAAAAGGUCAGACAUCUAAUAUGGGAUUAAAUUAUGUAUAGACCUGUUUAGUAGUUGUUCCACAGAAUGGUUGCUCACUUUAUCUCUGUCAGCUUAUCUUAAGUUAACAUAACAAUGCUAGCUACAACAAUAACGACUCAAUAAACCAAUGUAGCUAAAUUGGCUUUAGCAACGUGAGCUUCAGCAAAUGUUGCUAAAGCUAACUUAGCUACACAGAUUACAUAGCUUACAUAGCUACUUUGUUAACUUAGCUUUAGCUGUGUAGUUCCAUUAUCAUAGCAAAGUUACCUUUAGCAGUGUGAGCUUUAGCAAAUGAAGCUAAAACUAAUGUAGCUAUGUAGCUUAUAUAGCUGCUUUGUUAGCUUAGCUUUAGCAAUGUAAGCUUUAGUAAAUGUAGCUAAAACUAAUGUAGCUAUGCAGAAAACAUUGAUAUUUUGCCUACAUUGCUGCUUUGUGAGCUUAGCUUUUGCUACUUUACCUAUGUAGCUUCAUUAUCUAUAGCUAAGUUAGCUUAAGUAAUUUGAGCUUUGGCAGACGUAGCUAAAGCUAACUUGGCUACAUAGAUAAUGUAGAUAUGUAGAUUAUGUAGCCGCUUUGUGAGCUUACCUUUAGCACUUUUAGCUCCAGUAGCUACGUAACUACAGCUAACAGAACUGGCUGUGUUGGAAUGUUUUCAUGGAGGACAAGCAUUUUUGCUGUGAACGGACUAAACAGUCUGCUUACAGCAAAAAAAACAUUUUAUAUUCAAGGUUUAUAAUAUUCAUAAGGUUUUUGUCUUUUAUCUUUUGGAAUCCUAACCUCUGCCUCAGUCUUUACCAUAACCCCAAACAGAGAUUAAACCUGAUUUUAUUUAGAAAGUUUUAGUGUUUAUUUCGGUUCUGAGAUCUACGGCGUCUCAGAUGAAUGGUUGUAAGAGUGGCCAUCAGAAAUGAACAGGCUACAGCCAGACUGUCUGAGAGGAUUCUCCAGUUCAUGUUACUUUAGUCCUGUUUUUCACUCAAGUUAGGAAGUGAAAGGUUCAUUUGAGAGCUUAUGUCUCUGGACUACAUGAAGCUGGUUAUAAAUGAAACAUAGUUUCAUUAUCUGCUGGUAUGUCUUGAUAUAUUUUUGAAAAUGUCAGAUUUAAUUGACAUUUUGUAUUAUUAACUGCUGAUUAUUAGCUGGGUCUUACUUUCUGACAGAGGAGUGGUACUGUGACCAGUGCAGUGAUCCUGCACUGUUGUCUUAAAUUUAAAUGUAUUUCUUUGUUCAAGAAUUACAGCAAUGUCUGUCUCUUUUUUUUCUCAGCUCGUUUAUACACUAGAACUCUUGAUGUACAUCAGGUACACUUUUGUGUCUGUAGAGGGAACAACGUCAGAAGAGCUUUUCAUCUUUGACCAAAUAAGCUGGUCUCUGAGUCUAAGAUCACUUGCUGGAGUUUUAACAGGUUUUUUGAGUGUUUCUGUAUACUAUGUAUAUUGUUGUACAUACUGUAUGUGUUAUCAUCUGCACCGACUGUCCUCAAACCUUCCUUGUAUUAUAAGUAGAAAUAUUUGAUGUGAAUCAAGAUGCAAAAGGCUGCCAAAAGUCAUUCUGUGCAUACUUGUAAAUACGUUUUGAAAUACACACAUGGGUGUGUAUGCACGAUAAGGUACGCCUCGCUUGGCUAGAACUGUGGCAGAUGAAUGACACACAAUCAGUCAUUAGUUUUGUUUAAAAGAACUGAAAACAAAGUUGUGCAUAUUUAAUCUUUUGACACAUGUCGAUGUUGUAGCAUUGAAGUGGAGGGGCACCGUGUGAUGUCUUUCUCGCAGUUCAUGAUUGAUGUCUCACCAUGAUUAUGUAGCAGUCGUGAAAACUAAAUAAUCUGUUUCACUUGGUUAAACCAAAGAUGCAUCUGGCUGACCAGGUUCCUGUCUCUGCUGUCAUAUGAUGGAUGAAUGACACUGAGCUGGUUUUGUGGUCAUACACAAAAUGUUGUUGCUUUUAAAAGCAUCUUCCAGAGAGUCUCAACAAGGGUUUUUAACAGAAGCUUGUAGUCCAGAUCUAACUUUUAGGGUCUGAUGUUUCUUUUUCUCAUCACAAAUAUUUAUUUGUGUCUUUAAAUACCUUUAAAUUCCUGUAUCACCAUCUUUUAAACACAUCAGGAGAAGAAUUAUAUGAACAUAUUUGGUGGUUUCAGAUGGUGAAAACAGUAAAACUGUGUCUUAAUUUAAACAAAACAAAAACAGUCCCAACUCAAGGUUCCAUUAAAUGUUGUUUUUCCAGAGCUUUCAGUGUUGUCAUACAUCCUGUAAGAACAGUGUAGUUGGUGCUCAACUUAGGGGCAAACUGGUAGAACAAGUCUUAAAAGUGCUGUUAAAGCAAACAGUAUGCCUUUCUUUUAUUCCAUUAAAAUUUGGCAUCUCCUAAAGAGGGUCAAGGGAUGUAAGUGAAAGCUUCUGAAAAAAGCCAUUUAAUAGAGUCUGUUUGGGUAAAUUGUCAACAUAUAUCUGUUUAGGUCCAUUCUCCUGCAUUCACAUCUGCCUCCUUUAAUCAGAGAAAAUGGGAAAACUGCUGUAUGAGCACUUCAGGUCUACAUGUAUAAGAUGCGGUAAACACCAGUGGUACAUUCGGCCUGUUGAUGCCACUGUUUGGAUCCACUCAAGUCUUAAAGUGUUUUUCAGUUGUAAAACUUGGAAGCCAGCCAGUCGUAUCUCGUCUUGUACCUCUGUGUGCAUGUUUUUGUGCAUGCUUGCCAAGAAAAAAAAUUUCUAGAGAAUCAUUCACGACCAACUUGUUUCCUUUUGUUUAAGAGACACUCAUACAACCAUGUUGGACCUGUAAUUUGUAAAUAAUCAUGGACUUGUUUGAUUUCCUCGGCCAAUUUUACACUAGUCACUUUGGAUAGUAGCAUACUUGAAGAGGAAAAUGAAUGUUUAUAAUGCUUAUUAUUAUUGUCUGUGAACUUUUAUUUACCAAGAGCUGUCUAAUGACGUUUGUAGCACACAGCAAAACUGAUUUUUGUACUUUUAUUUUAUUCACUGCAAGAUGUUAGAACAACCUGUGGACGCAAACUGCUGCCUUAGAGAGAGUUUAGUAAUAAAAAUCGUCUUUAAAUUA